Messenger RNA from Plutella xylostella (diamondback moth), 1240 nucleotides. RefSeq lists its product as uncharacterized. NCBI's taxonomy places the organism in Eukaryota, Metazoa, Arthropoda, Insecta, Lepidoptera, Plutellidae. The record is from RefSeq and is a predicted model, not a curated record.
AGGUAGCGGCGCGGGGCAGUCGCGUCGCGCCCGUGGUCGCGGCCACAUCGUCUGUAGCGCUCCGAGCCCGACCGGCCGCAUGCCGGGGAACCAGUCGCGAUGGGCGGCCGCGGCGUGAGCGUCGCGCCAUGUUGAAGCACGCGCAGCGGCCGCCGGCGGCGAACGAUGCCGAGCACCGCUACCAGAACAUGCCGCGGCGGCCGCACCACCACCUGCCGCUCAACGUGUCCACGCUGGACUCGUCCAAGCACUCGGUGGGCACGUCGGCCAGCGUCAGCCCCGGCGCGCCGCACGCCAGUGUGCACAUGCCGCCCGCGCCCGUGGCGGCGCCGCCCAAGCUGGGCAACGGCACGGCGCACGGAGCGCCGGCGCGCGCGCAGCCCCGCGCCCGCAGCCCGCGCGCCGCCACCGAGGAGGCGCUCACGUCGCUGGCGCUGCUCUGCCUCGUGAGCCUGCUGCUGGCGCUGCUCGCGCUGCUGUUCCUGCUCAAGAUCUCGGCGCCCGCGGCCGGCGCCUCCGACGAGUUCGCCGUAGUGUACGAAGUGACAUUAGCUCUGUGCGCGUUGACGCUAUCGCUGAACCUCUGCUGUUUGCUCGUGUGUUCGAUUCAGUUCCUGUUCGCGGUGAAGCUGGUGCACUCGCCGGCGGCCCCCAACGGACGAACAAAUAAAUACUUGGAAAAGUCAGCAAUAACCCGAGUAUGUGCUGUAGGAGGCUUCUUCAUAUCAAUACCGGUGUUUUUAACAGGCAUAAUCCUGUACACCUUUAUCCAGUUCCAUUCGACGCCUGCGAUCGUAACCUCCGUGUUCAUCGGAGUUGGAAUCGUCUUCUGCGGCUGCGCAAUGGUACACAACGUCUUUGUGUGGCAAAAAGAAAAGACGAACUUAGUCAAAGCGUUCAGAAACCACGAUUUGAACGCAACGAAUGCUACAUCACCAAAUUUAAACACGUCCAAUGGAGUGUUAUUGGGCAACGGGCAUUUGAACAACACUGGGGCGAAUCUGAGCUUCCACAGUAUGACGAGUGGGCCGUACACGCAUCCUAUUACGCUGUUGCAGCAAGGAGGUCCUUAUAUUAUUAGGCCUCCCACAAGCACGCCGCCGGGCGAGGGCGCGGCCACGCCGGGCGUGCCGCCCGCCACCGUGGACCUCAGCCACGACACGCACGAACUCAGCACGCUGGUCUGAGCUGUGUGGUGACGAUGUGAGGAAAAUCGAAGGACGCAGGGGAUUGAUAAAGA